Molecule: messenger RNA, 2831 nt
Organism: Helicoverpa zea (corn earworm)
Lineage: Eukaryota; Metazoa; Arthropoda; Insecta; Lepidoptera; Noctuidae
Gene: Sin1
Product: stress-activated map kinase-interacting protein 1
Exons: 6
Coding region: 103-1695 (530 amino acids)
Biological process (GO): TORC2 signaling
Cellular component (GO): TORC2 complex; cytoplasm; plasma membrane
Molecular function (GO): phosphatidylinositol-4,5-bisphosphate binding
Source: RefSeq, a predicted model, not a curated record
GAGCAUUUUGUUUGGGAACUGCAACUUUGACAUGUGUUUCAAUUUUGGGGAUCGAAAACAAGAAUUAAUAAUAAAAUUAAACUAAUUAGUGUUAUUAAUAAAAUGGCUACUUACGAUAAUAAAAUCUGGCUCCUCAAAAACAUACGUGAUGCAUUUAUCGCGACGGACGACACCGGUUUAUGUGAAAUCGUUAUGGCUGGAGAGGAUUUUUCGAAAGUAUUUCAAAAUAAAGCUAUUGAAGAGAAGAAAAGAAUAAGAGAAACUAGGUUGACUCAGCCAGGACCUAGUAAAGGCAAAGAUAUGAUGGGAGAUAUAUCUGAGGAGGAAGUUGGCAGAGAAAUAGUUACACAGUUUGAUCCCUACCCUGAUAUGGAUGAUAGUGAGGAUGACGACCCAUUGUGCGGCAGCUACGUGCGGUACGAGGAGUUCGGAGGCCACAGAGUGAUUUCUAGACAAAGAUCCAACACAGCACAAUGGUUAGACAAGAAAGAGCAAGCAUUGAAAAAGGCAGCUAAAAUUAAAGUUAUAAAAUGGGAGGACUCAUCACCUCUCACGACAGACCAGCUGGCUGAAGUAUUUACUAAGUUUGAAGUUAAGAAGCCUGAGAAGAAGAAGUCUUUGUUGGCAGAACAGCUGCAGAACUGCCCCAACUUGCCUCAUCGUCAGUAUUUGGAGUAUGCCAAGUUCGAUGGCACAGCACAACUAGGUUUGCCUACCAAGUCAUUCAAGAUAUUCAUGACAAUGCUUCCGGAGAAACAUCAGAACUACCCCCUAGUUGUAUGUGUCAUAGCCAGUGCUAAGAUCAAGGAUUUAAUUGGUUUCACAUGCUAUAAAUACAGCAUUGAACAUCCAGACAUAUCACUUGGAUCUGUGCAUGACUAUGGACUGUGCAUAGCAGAGGACGACGGGGAAGUUGACUGGGCCUUUCCUUGCCUCGACGCCAAUGAACCUUGCUCCAAAUUCGGCUUCACAUGUCUUGGUCUUGUAGAACUAAAGAGUAAAAAUGCUAUGACACUACCUCCUUCGUCCAUACCUGAGGAUGGUAUGAGUGGGGCGUUUCAUGUGUUUUCAAAAGUAACAGACUCGGGACAAAGUCAUCAGAAUCCAUCCAGACACAAUACAGGGGGCAGUUCCACAUCAGAGGCUGUGUUGAGUGCAUUAAAAGCUUUAAAUGAAGGUGGCGACACAGACCUAGGUAAGAUGCAGUCACAUAUAAUGGCAACAGAAGCGCCGCAGUACAAAGCUUACAAGGUGCAACUGUUGCGCAAAGUGAGGACUAACACGUCGGUACAGCUGGGCAUCUCGCUCGACAGGAUAGAGGUGGAACCGCUAGUCACGCAUAAACAUGCUUUUUGGUCGAGAUCGAAGUACUUCCUACACAGCAUAGACUCGGUGGCGUGGUGCCAGAUUCUUGAGACGAGAGGCAAUAGAACAACGUUCAGGAUAGUUUACUCGCCGACUCAUAACUCUGCCUUUGCGGACAGAAGUAGCGCAGGUAACUCCACAAUCUUCCAGCCGACUGCGACGUACAAACUUCAUGACUUCGAAUGCGAGCAUGACACCGCUAAAGAGAUAGUAGAAAAGGUGAACACUAUACUAGACUUAAGGAACAGCCCGUGCCGACGCGAUUACAAGACUGCCAAAGAAAAGAAACUACAGACUAGACGAAGUUUUCACACGAAACAUUUGAGUUGAGUCUCGUAGAUACUCAUGUACAGUGUAAUAUACUCCUGCGAUAGUUCCUUUAAAACACUCUUAAGAUUGGAAACGAGUGAAACUGUUUACUUUUUUAUGGUUCGAAGUGUAAACUUAUAGCGAAGGUUUUACAUGUUGGGCGAAAUAUUUCCUAACGGCCCAAUGUGUGAAACAGGUGACAAUCUGUUUAAAAAAGCUGGUAAUGGAAAGCAAAAAGUUUGUCAUAAGCAUAUCUGAACUUUUUGGAAUUAUUCAGGUUUCAUUGACCAGGAAAAUUAUGUUAUUAUAAUCUAGUCCUUUCCUGCCCUGAAUAAUUUCAAAUGGACAUAUUUAUCCUCGAUAUUAUAUAACUGUAUAUUCUCAGUUUAAAUCAGCAUUAUAUGUUAUAAUUGAAGAGAAUUGUAUAAAAUACUGGUGUAAAAGUAUGCUUGGAAAUGGGCUUAGCAAGUGUGCAAGGUGUGUUUGUGGAGAGGCUUCCAGCCAAUAAAUAGGAAUACCAUAAAAUACAUUGGUUCAAAAUAGAUAUCGUUCCACACUGUAGUGUUGACAUUACAUCUUAUAUAGGCCUGUAGCCAUCUUGAGAAAAGGCGCCAAUUAGCAGCGGAUAACUUUUGUAACAUCGCUAAAAACAUGUUAACUGGACACCUAUGCAAUGCAAUAAAUUAUCUUAAAGUCCCUGUGCACAGUGGUUUGGACGCUACAGUGUGGAUCGACAUAAGAUUAAAAUUUUAAUAAUUUUGUAUCUAGAUGUAAGACAUUUGUAACAUCUUAAGAGUGUUGUGUAUUUCAAAGUGUAAAUGAGUACCUAUUGAGUUUUUUUAUUUGAUGUAUUAUAUACGUUUAAGUUGUAAUAACUUAUUUUCGUCCAUAUUUAAGUUGCGUUAGAAUUUAUUAGUGUUCGUCGUACAGAAAUCCUGUUGGAUAAAUGCAAAUAUAAUUCAAUGCAAUAUUAUGUCGGAGAUUUCUCGGAGUUUUAAGCUCCAGUGAUGUCUUUAGUAUUCUAAGUAUUCUUGAACAGCGCCACUAGUUGCGAUAAAUUGAUUAUAAGUUAAAUAAAAUUAUCGAUGAUAUUAAAUAGUCUUGAAAUAAUAAGAUUUAUAUUCGCGUCGUAUUCCAAAGCAAGAAUUCCAGUAAAA